This is a messenger RNA of Paraphaeosphaeria sporulosa, 1006 nucleotides long. RefSeq names its product NAD(P)-binding protein. The record is from RefSeq and is a predicted model, not a curated record. NCBI's taxonomy places the organism in Eukaryota, Fungi, Ascomycota, Dothideomycetes, Pleosporales, Didymosphaeriaceae. The coding region runs from base 126 to 905 and encodes 259 amino acids. The transcript has a single exon.
ACAAAAUUAUGCAGUGCCCGGUGUAGUGUUCUGAAAGCGCCGCCGCAUCGACGAGGGGUAUCGGUGCGAUUUGGCAACCUCAUCCCUUUCAACAUCCUUUAGUAACGUCCACCAAAACCAACAUCAUGGCGCGCAUAUUAAUAACCGGCUCCUCGGAUGGCCUCGGUUCGAUCGUCGCCCAGCGCCUCGUGGCUCGCGGCCACUCCGUCGUUCUACACGCUCGAAAUCCCGCACGCGCCCAAGACGCGAUAAAGGCGUGCUCAGGCGCGGAGACCGUCGUCACGGGCGAUCUCUCCAGCAUUGAAGAUACCAAGAAGCUCGCAAACGAUGUAAACAAACUCGGCAUAUUCGAUUGCGUUAUUCAUAAUGCAGGUCUCUUCCGCAGUCCGUACAGCGAGACAGCAGAUGGCAUACCUCCGCUCGCAGCAGUCAACACGCUCGCGCCAUAUAUCCUCACAUGCUUGAUCACUCGGCCCAAAAGACUGGUCUUCGUGUCAAGUGACAUGCACCAGAGCGGUGACGGUAGUCUCGAAGACAUACUAUGGCAGCAACGUGGGGAGAAGGGCUACGACCCCAUCAAAGCGUAUCGGGCAAGCAAGGUGCACGCCGUCAUCUUCGCGAAAGCAUUUGCGCGGCGGUGGCCCGAGGUCAAGAGCAAUUCGCUGGAUCCAGGCUGGGUGCCAACCAAGAUGGGCGGAGCCAAUGCUUCUGGGGAUACGGAGGCAGCGGUAGCUACAUAUGUGAUGCUGGCGGAGGGAGAGGAGGUAAAUGCGCAGCGAAGUGGCAUAUACUACAACCCUGGACCGACAGAAGGGCGGGCGCAAGCUUCAACGGACGACGAAACGGUGCAGGAACGUCUGCUGCAGAUUUGCGCAGAUUUCACCGGUAUCAACCCAUCCAUCUGAAAGGUAAGAGACGCGCUGGAUUUUUGCCCAUCAGAAGUUUUUAGACAUCUACUAAGCUUAACUCUCCUUCGCCCCUUUCGCUCCUCUUUUCUUGAGACCAG